UGCGAAAGGCUAAGAAGAGAGAGUGCUUGUGUUGCCAGUGGAGUCAGAGAGUUGACACGGUUCUUCACGCUAAGGGAAACACUCCGUUACAUCUUGCUGUGAUGUUGGGACAUAAAGAAUGUGCACACUUGCUUUUGGCCCACAAUGCUCCAGUAAAGGUGAAAAAUGCUCAGGGAUGGAGUCCUCUUGCAGAAGCCAUCAGCUAUGGAGACAGACAAAUGAUUACAGCACUCCUAAGGAAGCUGAAACAGCAGUCCAGGGAAAGUGUUGAAGAAAAGCGACCUCGAUUAUUAAAAGCCCUGAAAGAGCUAGGUGACUUCUAUCUAGAACUUCACUGGGAUUUUCAAAGUUGGGUGCCUUUACUUUCCCGAAUUCUGCCUUCCGAUGCGUGUAAAAUAUACAAACAAGGUAUAAAUAUCAGGCUUGACACAACUCUCAUAGACUUUACUGACAUGAAGUGCCAACGAGGGGAUUUAAGCUUCAUUUUCAAUGGUGAUGCAACACCCUCUGAAUCUUUUGUAGUUUUAGACAACGAACAAAAAGUUUAUCAGCGAAUACAUCAUGAGGAAUCUGAGAUGGAAACGGAGGAAGAAGUUGACAUUUUAAUGAGCAGUGAUAUUUAUUCAGCAACAUUAUCAACCAAAUCAAUUACCUUCACGCGUGCCCAAACAGGAUGGCUUUUCAGAGAAGACAAAACAGAAAGAGUAGGAAACUUCUUGGCAGACUUCUACUUGGUCAAUGGACUUGUUUUAGAAUCUAGGAAAAGAAGAGAACAUCUCAGUGAGGAAGAUAUUCUUCGAAAUAAGGCCAUCAUGGAAAGCCUGAGUAAAGGUGGUAACUUGAUGGAACAAAAUUUUGAGAAAGCAUAA
Messenger RNA from Terrapene triunguis (Three-toed box turtle), 869 nucleotides. Its product is annotated as ankyrin repeat domain-containing protein 13C-A. The record is from RefSeq and is a predicted model, not a curated record. Gene Ontology annotation, molecular function: protein binding. Gene Ontology annotation, cellular component: cytoplasm. The transcript is spliced from 10 exons. The coding region runs from base 102 to 869 and encodes 255 amino acids. NCBI's taxonomy places the organism in Eukaryota, Metazoa, Chordata, Testudines, Emydidae.